AUGCUUCAAGUAAGCAUUGUCCUUGUCCUAGCCUGCCUUUGGACCACUUCGUUCGCUGGUGAUGUCGGGGAUCCACUUCUCGUGGAGCUUCCCAUUGGCCAGUUGCGGGGACGCGAUAAUGGAAACUACUACAGCUACGAGUCCAUUCCCUAUGCAGAGCCGCCCACAGGAGAUCUCCGCUUCGAGGCUCCGGAACCCUAUAAGCGCCAAUGGACAGAUACCUUUGAUGCCACAAAGCCACCUGUACUAUGCCUUCAAUGGGAUCAAUUCACUCCUGGGGAUAACAAGCUAGUGGGAGAGGAGGACUGCCUCACAGUAAGCAUCUACAAGCCAAAGAACUCGAGCCGUAGCAGCUUUCCUGUGGUGGCCCACAUCCAUGGUGGAGCUUUUAUGUUCGGCGGAGCCACACAUGAUGGACACGAGACUGUAAUGAGGGAAGGCAGAUUCAUUCUUGUUAAGAUUACCUACCGUUUGGGGCCACUAGGCUUCGUUAGCACUGGUGAUACUCACUUACCCGGAAACUACGGCCUCAAAGAUCAGCGACUGGCCCUCCAAUGGAUCAGGAAAAAUAUAGAUAGUUUUGGUGGUGAGCCGGAGAACGUUUUGUUGAUUGGUCACUCCGCUGGUGCUGCUCUUGUUCACCUGCAACUGCUGCAGGAGGAUUUCGACCAGUUGGCCAGAUCAGCCAUAUCCUUUAGUGGCAACGCUUUAGAUCCCUGGGCAAUCCAGAAAGGAGCCCAUGAACGGGCCUUCGAACUAGGUCGCAUUCUGGGCUGUGGGCAGUCGAAAGAUCCGGUGGCUCUCAAGCAAUGCCUAAAAUCCAAGCCUGCUAGCGAAAUAGUCACCGCUGUGAAGAACUUCCUUAUAUUUUCCUACGUGCCCUUUGCUCCAUUCGGACCUGUGGUAGAACCCUCAGAUGCCCCUGGUGCCUUUCUCACCCAGUCUCCAGAAGAAGUUAUCAAAAGCGGAAAGUCUGGACAGGUGCCUUGGCUAGUAUCCUAUUUAACCGAAGAUGGUGGGUACAAUGCCGCACUACUUUUGGAGGAAUCUUAUCCUGGAGGGCCCACCUGGAUUGAGAAACUCAAUGAUAGAUGGUUGGACUGGGCUCCAUACUUGUUAUUCUAUAAGAAUUCGGAAAAAACUAUUCAGGAAAUAGAUGACUACUCCAGUAAACUGAAAGAGGAGUACCUAGGAGAUCGGCGGUUCAGCGUAGAAACUUAUUUGGACUUGCAGAGAAUGUUCACGGAUGUCCUUUUCAAGAACAGUACACUGGAUAGUCUUGAUCUCUACCGAAGGUUUGGAAAAAGUCCUGUGUAUGCUUAUAUGUAUGAUAAUCCAGCUGAAAAGGGAAUUGCCCAGGUCCUGACCAAGAACAGGGACGUGAACUUCGGAACGGUCCAUGGAGACGAUUAUUUCUUGAUUUUCGACGUCAUUAAUCAAGAUACCCAACGUCCAGAUGCGGAAAGGAUUUCAAAGAAUUUUAUUAAAUUGCUGGAGGACUUUGCUAUCGGCGACAAGGGGGUCUUGGCGUUUGGAGAUUGUACUUUUCAGGAUAAUGUAGGUAGUGCCGACUUCAAAUUAACAUCAAUAACCCGAAACGGAUGUGAGAACAAGCAGUUCUCACAAUUUCCCUAA
Molecule: messenger RNA, 1635 nt
Organism: Drosophila bipectinata
Lineage: Eukaryota; Metazoa; Arthropoda; Insecta; Diptera; Drosophilidae
Product: esterase-5B-like
Source: RefSeq, a predicted model, not a curated record